Messenger RNA from Copidosoma floridanum, 878 nucleotides. RefSeq names its product eukaryotic translation initiation factor 1A, X-chromosomal-like. Gene Ontology annotation, molecular function: translation initiation factor activity; RNA binding. Gene Ontology annotation, biological process: translational initiation. The record is from RefSeq and is a predicted model, not a curated record. NCBI's taxonomy places the organism in Eukaryota, Metazoa, Arthropoda, Insecta, Hymenoptera, Encyrtidae.
UUUUGGAGUCAGCUUGAUUAGCACAGCGCGUGCACGGUUUUGCAAAAUCUGGUUAAAAUAAGAAGUUGGUCAGGUGCAAAGAUCCCAAGAUAUCUACUUACAGUUGUUCGACGACACAAAUCAGAAGGGCAAGGCAAGCAGCUAGCUAAUACUCUAUAUAUAUUUGCUUGAUUUAUUUCUUCUCUUUGACAACGACAUGCCUAAGAACAAAGGAAAGGGAGGUAAAAACAGAAGAAGAGGAAAAAAUGAAAAUGAGGCAGAAAAAAGAGAGCUGGUUUUCAAAGAAGAUGGCCAAGAAUAUGCACAAGUGACCAAAAUGCUUGGCAAUGGACGUCUCGAAGCGAUGUGCUUUGAUGGUGUAAAGAGAUUAUGCCAUAUUCGUGGGAAACUACGUAAAAAAGUAUGGAUUAAUCAAAGUGACAUUAUCCUAAUUGGUCUCCGUGACUAUCAAGAUGCUAAAGCUGAUGUUAUUCUGAAAUAUACACCCGAUGAAGCUAGGAAUUUGAAAACCUAUGGUGAAUUUCCAGAAACAGUUCGUAUCAAUGACACAGUUACAUUCGUGGAGGAUGGUCUUGAUGAGGAUAUUGAAUUCGGAGAUGAAGUCAGUGAAGACGACGAAGAUGAAGUUAAUAAUAUUUGAUGCACUACCAUCUACCUACACAGUGAUAGAAUAUACACUGAAGGAUAGCUAAAUUUUAUUUGCAGAAAAUGUUUGAGCAUUGGAUGGUUCUUAUGGUAUUACCUUAAAAGUUAAAUACAGUUUUAAGUCUUAAACAUUUACAAAAAAAAUGUUUUUAAUUCAAUUGUUGUCGCUAAUAAUUUUAUUGUGCAAUAUCAAAAUCGUUUUUAAUUAAUCAACUAAAAAUGGCUGAAUUCAA